GCGGCGAAACGUUGGCAGCCCCUUCGAUUUAUAUUUUCAACGGCUUAAAUGUAAACAAUAACAAACCACAAUUUAAAUUUUGCAACUUUUGUUUUGUGUAGAAUAAACUGCAUAAUGUCUAUUUUGAAAGACAACGAUCAAAUUUAUAUUGGAAAGUUUGAUGAAAUUGAAGAAAACCAGUUCAUAUUAGUUGUUACGAAUUCGCAGGAGUUUUUCAGUGAGAAAAUAUCAUUAGAGACAUUGAGUCAUCGAAUAGAAGAAUGUAAUGAUUCAAUCAGAUAUAAAAUCAAUAAAGUAUUAAAAACAUUAAAAAAUGAACAUCCGGAAUGUUGUCAAAUAGAAAAGUCAAGAAAUUCAUUACGAAUUGAUUUGAAAUUCAAUGUCAAUUCCCGUCCACUUCGAAUUCAUUUCCUAGUUUCAAAAUGUAAUGAAAAUGAAAUUGGAUCGUUGUUCUUCACUGGAUUAUUUAAAUGUACGAUUGAAAAUACCCUACUCAUCAAUAAAAUGCGUAAAGUUAUUGAAGCAAAGGAUGAAGAAAUUAAUGAUUACAAACAAAAUGGAGCUACUUUAAUAAGAGAAGCGCUUGCCACAAAAAAAUUUAAUUUUACUGAUGAAAGAUAUGAAGUGGAAUCACCAGAAGGCCAAUUCACAUUUAAUCCUGAUCCAAUUAUUACUGACACUAACAUACCAGAUAUUUGCAAGAUGAUAAAUUGUAGAAACGUAUUGGAGCAAUCAAAAGAUAAAACUUGCAACGAAUUGGCACAACAAAACACACGAAAUAGCAUAAAAGUUAAACAGAGAUCAUCGCGAGCAAUCAUUGCUGCCAAAGUUGUAGAUAAAAAGUUUGAAUAUAUCAAUAGUGGAGAUGAAGAAGAUCACAAAACAAAUUCUCACUCUUCAUCCAAUUCAUCACGAACAAAACGCUCUGGAAAUUCAUUAGAUCCGAUCAAAGAAACAAAAAACAAAAAGAAACCGAAAUUCAGCUUUUAAGUUUUGCUUAAUUCAAUAUUAUUAUAAUUCUUAGAAAUUUCAAAUUGUUCUAUUUAAAAAAAAUUCAUAAAAACUUUGCAAUAAACACAAUUUUUAUAACUGACAAAUUGUUAAUCAAAUUAAGGUUGAUGGUUCGACUUUAAGGGUCGACAAAAAAAUAUUUUUGGAGAGUUUUGGAGACUUUUUUAAAUCUUCUAAGAAUACUUACAGAAUAUUCCAUGUUUAAAAAAACUUUGAUAACCUUUUCUUAAAACUACCUUUACAUAACUAGUUUAUGAAAAACCUUAAAACUUUUCAAAAUAUCUAACAAAAACGAUGACAAAAAAGAAAACGAACAAUAAAAACUUAACUAUUGGUCAAUAUGUGUUUGCAAAACUUAAAGGUUAUCCAUUUUGGCCAGCUCAGAUUAUUGAAAUACCAGCUUCAGGUUAUUUCACAGUAAAGUUUUUCUAUGCUGAAGAUCAUGCUAAAGUUGGAAAAAAUUACGUAGUUGAGUACAAUGAAAAAAGUAAAAACAAAAUCCUUACUGAAAAACAAAUGAAAAAUCCAAGUUAUUUUAAAUCUGUUGAAGUGAUUGAGCUUAAAAUAAAGCAGGCUUUAAACAGAGUCAAUCAACAGCGAUUUGUAACUUGGAACGAAGAUAAUGCAGUAUCAGGAAGAAAAAAAUUUGAAAAACCCGAACCGGUGACAUUACCCAUAAUACAAUUUGAGUCAGUGGUUGAAAAUUUCGCUAGUACAAAUGAUGAAUUACCUUCAGAACAAUAUCAUACAGACAUUGAUGUUGUGGAAUAUGAUACGAACACUGAUAUUUUGGAAGUUCAAGAAGCAUAUUUUACAGAGACUCAAUUCAAAUCAUAUUGGUAUGCAUUACCUGAAGACAUGCAGUUCAGUUAUUAUAUCCAAAAGAAAAUGAUACGCGAAAUUGAAGAAAUUCGAAGAAAUCUCAGAAUUGAAAAGUUCAACAUGAGAAAAGCUUUGAAAUUAUUGAAAGAGUUUCAACUCUACAAUAUGCCUGGUAUUUCUCCUUUUAUGUUGUUGAAGUAUCCCAUUGUUGUUGAGAGCAUUUAUCGUAUUCAAUUUUAUCACUAUCAAAUACAAAAUAUGAAAGAAAAAGAAAAACUAACGAAAAUAAAUUCUGAAAUCAGAUCGGUGGCUUCGGAAAUUUUCAAGGAAUUUAUGCAAUGGUUCAAUUUUUCUCGUAAAACAUUUAUGGAUAAUUUCCGGAAAGAAGCUGAAGAAGUCAAGGAAAAAUGUCAACACCUCGAUACUACUGAAUUGUUUUCCGCGUUAUCAAUAACAAAUGUACAGCCAUAAAAAGACUUCAAUCAGAAGAAAGCAAGAAAUGAACAUCAUUGAAUAAUAUUCAUAACCGCAACAAUCUUCAAAAGCUACUGAAAAUUUCCAAAUAUACCUAUUUCUAAAGAUCUAAAAUGUUUAAAAAACCUUUAUCUUUAAAAAUAUUAAUUAAAUAAAUGUAACGGUUAAAUUCAAAUUCCGAC
Clunio marinus is the source of this 2489-nucleotide messenger RNA. The record is from the annotation of a GenBank genome assembly. Lineage: Eukaryota; Metazoa; Arthropoda; Insecta; Diptera; Chironomidae.